CAUUGGCUUGACACAUAUACUUAAGGAAUUAUUAUACACGCUAGCUGAACGCAGACUGCGGGAGCUCAUUGGACAUUCUUCGCGCCAAUUUUACCACCGUAGGACUUUAGCCACCAUAUUAUAAGUAGCGUUGCUGCAUCGUCUGCAUCUGCUGUGAGCAAAACGGUCCGGCAAACAGUGCAAAGCUCUCCCGGCUGUGGCGCCCACUGCCCCCCCGCCCCAGCGGCUCGCACCGCUUCUGUCCACACGGCUCCCGCGUCAACACCGGCGCCAGCGGCUGCGGGUGCGAGCGCCCUGCCGUGCCACCUGGCGGCGCAGGUGGCUGCGUUGGGGCGCGCUGUAGGCAGGGCGCCGGCCAUUGCGCCAACAGCCGCCGCCGGCAGCAGCCGUGUGUGCGGCGCGCCAGCCUCGGCCCCGAAGCCCCUACUCACGCCACGCGCACCCGCCGCAACCACCCCCACACACUCCGGGAGGGGGGCAGCAGCAGCAUUGGCAGCUAGAGCAGUGACGGCGGCCGCUGGUGGUAUGGAAGCUGCGGACGGGUCGGCCGCCGCCCCAGUAGUCCUGUUUGAGUACCCGGCCGCCGUGUGCGGCCGCCUGGUCCGCCGCUACAAGCGCUUCCUGGCCGACGUCGUGUUCGACGACACGCCGCCAGCACCCACUGCCGCCGCUGCUACAGCCGCCAUUGCUGCUACUGCCGCAGCUGCUGCAGCUAUUACAGCUGCUGCUGCCGGUGCCGCUGCGACAGCUGAUACUAAGCCGGGUCCUGCGCGCCGGGGCCCGCGGCGGGCGGCGCGGCCCGCGGCGGCCGCCGCAGCCGCACUCGACACGGAGGAGGCGGCAGUGGCGGCAUCCGGCGAGGCGGCAGGUGGCGGUAUUGAAGGCGGCGGCGGCGGAGGCGGCGGCGAGGGUGCGGCUGGGGGCGGCACGACCUGCCACUGCCCCAACACGGGGCCAAUGACGGGACUGCUGGACUGGACGCUGGCGCCUGUGGUGUGCAGCGUGUCUGGCGCCAAGGGGCGCAAGUACGCCCACACGCUAGAGAUGAUACAGUCGGCCCCCGGCGGCGCCUGGGUGGGCGUCCACAGCGCCGCCGCCAAUAGACUGGUGGAGGCACUGCUGCGCCAGGCGGUGGAGCCGCCGGCAGCAGCGGCGGCAGCAGCGGCGGCGGCGCCAGGGGCGGCGGCAGGAGUGGCGGCAGGGGCGGCGGCAGGGGCGGCGGCAGGGGCGGCGGCAGGGGCGGCGGCGGGCGGCAGCGGGCGGCGGCCGCUGCUGCCGCCGGAGCUGCUGGGCGGCGAGUGGAGCGAGGUGCAGCGCGAGGUCGCGUACGGCGCAAAUGGAUCCAGGGUGGACUUCGUGCUGACACGCCCCAACGGCCGGCGCGUGUAUGUGGAGGUCAAGAGCGUCACCCUGGCCGAGCCCUACUCCCCAUCCUCACCCGCCGCCGCUACUGCCGCCGCCACUGCUGUUACAGCCGCCGCGACCGCCGCGACCGCCAGUGCUGCUACAGCCGGCGCAGCAGCUACUGCUGCUGCUGCCACUCCUGCCGAGGGCUCUGUUGCUGUCGCUGUGGGGUCUGCUGCAGCGGCGCUGGCGCAAGGCAACAUAGCGCUGUUCCCAGACACGGUCAGCGAGCGGGCGCAGCGGCACAUGCGGGACCUUGUGGAGGUGGUGCAGGCGGGGCACGAGGCGGUGUGUGUGUUCGCCAUCCAGCGCGGCGACUGCGGCCGGUUCGCGCCGUGUGCCGCCAAGGACCCCGAGUACGCCCGCCUGGUUCGGCGGGCGGCUGCGGCCGGCGUGCGAAUGCUGGCAUUGCGAAUGAAGCUGCAGCCACCGGGGACGGACGUGGAGGCGGCAGAGGCGGAGGCGGGGCUGGAGGGGGGUGCCGGGGCGGGGGCGGCUGGGAGUGGCUCGUUGUCGGGGGCGACUGGCGGCAGCAGUGGCGGUCGGCCAGCCCGGGUCUUGUACCUCGGCCCCGCAGAGGUCGUGCUGGAUUACGGGGUGAGCGAGGCUGAUGUGAGUGAGGGGGGCGACGGGAAGGGCGGCAAGGCGGCAGGCGGCGGGAGGCGGGCAGCGAAGAGAGGGGCGGGGGCUGGGGGAGGGGGGCGCAAGAAAAAGACAGCGGUGUUGCCAGUCGAGUCCGAGGGCGAUGGACGCAAGCGCGUUCGGCGAAGGGGAAUUUGAGUUGCCAUUAGGUAUUCAUUUACCACUGUCAUGUGCGGGCGGUCUCGAGGCGCG
Chlamydomonas reinhardtii is the source of this 2238-nucleotide messenger RNA. RefSeq lists its product as uncharacterized. Gene Ontology annotation, molecular function: DNA binding. Lineage: Eukaryota; Viridiplantae; Chlorophyta; Chlorophyceae; Chlamydomonadales; Chlamydomonadaceae. The record is from RefSeq and is a predicted model, not a curated record. The transcript is spliced from 8 exons. Bases 526 to 2184 code for a protein of 552 amino acids.